Messenger RNA from Prinia subflava (tawny-flanked prinia), 478 nucleotides. It is a transcript of the gene SDHAF4, whose product is annotated as succinate dehydrogenase complex assembly factor 4. Gene Ontology annotation, biological process: mitochondrial respiratory chain complex II assembly. NCBI's taxonomy places the organism in Eukaryota, Metazoa, Chordata, Aves, Passeriformes, Cisticolidae. The transcript is spliced from 3 exons. The coding region runs from base 99 to 401 and encodes 100 amino acids. Gene Ontology annotation, cellular component: mitochondrion. The record is from RefSeq and is a predicted model, not a curated record.
AGCGGGGCCGCGUUCGCCGCCCCGGCCCGCCUGGAGCCGCCGCCGCCUUGGGCGCCUGCGCGGGGCCGCUGCCCGCCCCGCACGGCUCCGUCCCGGCUAUGGCUCUGCGGCUGCUGCGCGGCGUGCCCGGGGCAGCGAAGUCGUCACUUCUGUGCCACUUGCGGAGCAGCUCCAGCUCUAAGCCAGGAGGAAGAUCUGAACCUGCUAAGCAGCCUCUAAAGAAACCAAAGUUACCAGUGGGGCGGUUUGAUGAACCAGAAGAGUCCAGUAUGGAGAAGGAACCCCUGGAAAAAUUCCCUGAUGGAAUCAAUCCUACUACAAAAGAGAGGGGUGGACCAAGAGGCCCUGAACCUACACGUUUUGGAGACUGGGAGAGAAAAGGACGUUGUAUAGAUUUCUAAUAUUUCAGUGUCUCUAUUGCUAAUAAAAUAUUUCUAGUUGCUGAAAAAUAUAAUGUACAGAAGAAGUCUCACCUGGA